AUGGAGGACUACCCGUGCCAACCUAGCCUAGGACCCGCCGUCGAAGUCCGGCACGCAACAUUUACCUGGGACCACGGCAGUACCGAGAGUGCGGAACCAACAGACGAGGGGUCCAUCGCGUACUCCCUUCCAGCAAGCGAAAAGCAGAAGGCCACGUUCACUUUACAAGACAUCAACCUGUCUAUCAGACGUGGAGAGCUUCUGGCCGUCAUUGGAAGUAUCGGCUCGGGAAAGACAUCGCUGCUGUCCGCCCUGGGCUGGAGAUAUGCGCAAGACAUCGGGCGGCGUGCUCUGGGGCGCGUCACUGGCCACCUGCCACCAGCGCCCCUGGAUUCAGAAUACGACGGUGCGAGAAAACAUCACGCGUGCUCGUUGACCCGCGACCUCGACAUCCUGUCCCAUGGUGAUGCCACUGUGGUGGGGGAGGGUGGCGCGGUCCUCUCGGGUGGUCAGAAACAGCGCAUCAGCCUAGCGCGUGCCAUGUACUCUCGUGCCGACGUGGUCUUGCUCGAUGACCCCCUGAGCGCCGUUGACGCCAACGUCGGGCGCACCAUCCUCGACAACGCCAUCUGCGGGCAGAUGUCCUUCCGGACACGCGUGCUGGCGACGCGUCGCCUGCACAUGCUGCAUCGAUGUGAUCACAUCCUCUGGCUUGAGGAGGGGCGAGUGCGGGCCAUCGACACGCACGCCAAUCUGAUGGCCCAUGAGCCAGAGUUCGCACGAAUGGUGGAAGAGUCCCGGGGCAGCGAGAAAGUGGCCGAGCCCCAGCUCGGGCCUGGCACCCCGGAGAGUAAACGGCGCAGCGCAGUCGCCAACCGCAGGAGUGCCAUUGACGACCGCAAGAGCGCUAUCGACAAUCGCAACAGCUGGUUUGUGCCUGACUGGAUGCACACCGAGGGGGAGCAGGAGGACAAGCUGAUGCAGGACGAGGACCAGGAAACCCGCUCGGUAUCGUGGAAUGUGUACGGCUCCUUUGUCACGUCGAGCAAGAACGGCUUCCUCGUCGCCAUGUGCCUCCCCCUCCUCGUUCUCGCCCAGGGGUGUGUCGUCAUGACAUCCCUCUGGCUUGCGUGGUGGAGCCAGCAGAAAUUCGCCCUGUCGCGUGCCGUCUACAUUGGUAUAUAUGCCUCGCUGGCCACAGGUCAAUUUGUCUUCCUCUACCUCUUCAGUCUGUCCGUGGCGACUUGCUGUGUCCGGUCGAGUCGGAACAUGAUGAACAAGGCGAUUGGCCGCGUGCUACGUGCGCCUAUCUCGUUCUUCGACACGACACCGCUUGGUCGCCUCCUCAACCGGUUCUCCAACGAUGUCGAGACCAUGGAUCUCUCCCUCCCCGAAGCGUUGAGGUUAUAUCUCAACUCACUCUCCGGAAUACUGGCCAUAUUUGCCCUCGUGACAGUCUAUUUCCAUUGGGCGGCCAUCGCUGUCGGCGUCCUUUUGGGUAUCCUGCUCAUCCUAGCUCAAUACUACCGCACUUCGGCUCGCGAGAUCAAGCGCCAUGAGUCUGUCUUCCGAUCAGGUGCCUUUUCCCGCUUCGUCGAAGGGCUGUCGGGAGUGUCCACGAUUCGAGCUUUUGGGAUGCACGCGGGCUUUUCCAGCACAAUGUGCGACUCGGUGGACGACAUGAACAGCGCAUAUUUCCUGACAUUCGUGAACCAACGGUGGCUGAGCUUGCGAUUGGACCUCCUCAGCUCCCUCCUCAUGGUGGUGUUGGGCAUUUUGGUCUUGGUCGAUCGCCAGAGCCAAAAUCCUGCCAUCUCGGGCCUCGUGCUGAGCUUGACACUCAACGCGGUCCAACUCCUUCAGGUCGUGAUCCGCGAAUGGGCCGACGUCGAGAAUGCAAUGAAUUCGAUGGAGCGUCUGUACGCAUAUGCGAACUCGGUCCCGCAGGAGACCGACAUCUCAAACGAGCUCACCCCGGCGGAGCCCGCACCAGAAUAUUGGCCGUCCGAUGGUGACCUCAACUUCUCCAAUGUGCGCAUGCGGUACCGUCCAGGUCUCCCCGAAGCACUCCAGGGGAUCGACAUGAACAUUCACGGCGGUGAGCGUGUGGCCAUCGUCGGCCGGACCGGUGCUGGCAAGUCAUCCAUCGUCAACGUCCUCUUCCGCAUGUCGGAGCUUUCGGCUGGCUGCAUAAGUAUCGACGGCCAGGAUAUAUCGCAACUACGUCUGGAGGAUCUGCGCACCAUGCUGUCCAUUAUCCCCCAGGAGACGACCCUGUUUUCAGGCACGGUGCGUACCAAUCUCGACCCGUUCGAUACGUACUCGGACCCGCAACUCUGGGACGCGAUCCGGACGGCGGGGCUGCAAGGUGUCUUGCACCUUAGCGACGUGGUGGACGACGAAGGGGCCAACUUAUCACUCGGCCAGAAGCAACUGUUGGCGUUGGCGCGAGUGCUGGUACGCCGCACUCGCAUUGUAGUCUGCGACGAAGCCACGGCAGCUUUGGACACCGAGACUGACGAGCGGAUACAGCGAACAAUGCGUACCGCGUUCCGGGACAAGACGGUCUUGUACAUAGCGCACCGCCUUCGGACCGUGCUAGCAUAUGACCGGAUCUGUGUCAUGGACCGCGGACGGGUUGCCGAGUUUGGUACGCCUUUGGAACUCUUUGGAAAGAAAGGGAGCAUUUUUAGGGAUAUGUGCAUCCGGGAUGGUAUCAGCGGGGGGCACAUCUACGCCUCCAUGAAGUCGACAGGCAAAGAACCAGUACGGACGUUCCAGCAGCCUUUUGGCGAACCGUUUGAACAGUCCUUCGAGCAGUUUUUUGCGCAAUGGGUUUGA
This is a messenger RNA of Anthostomella pinea, 2781 nucleotides long. NCBI's taxonomy places the organism in Eukaryota, Fungi, Ascomycota, Sordariomycetes, Xylariales, Xylariaceae. The record is from the annotation of a GenBank genome assembly.